Messenger RNA from Protobothrops mucrosquamatus (brown spotted pit viper), 1418 nucleotides. It is a transcript of the gene PLEKHG7, whose product is annotated as pleckstrin homology and RhoGEF domain containing G7. Gene Ontology annotation, molecular function: guanyl-nucleotide exchange factor activity. The record is from RefSeq and is a predicted model, not a curated record. The coding region runs from base 54 to 1367 and encodes 437 amino acids. The transcript has 12 exons. Gene Ontology annotation, biological process: Rho protein signal transduction. Lineage: Eukaryota; Metazoa; Chordata; Lepidosauria; Squamata; Viperidae.
AACAAAAACAAACGGCUGAGCUGGAAUAUUGUCUCUCAACUCUAACCAUUAAAAUGUCCAAGUGUGGUGACUACAAAUUAUACAAUGUAAAGGAUAAAACAUGGCAUGAAAUGUUGAAGAUGUAUCAACUGGAGCCAAAAGCCACUAGCGAUCAGUUAGACACAAAGAAGAAAGAAGCUGUGUGGGAGCUAUUCACAACAGAAUGCAACUACUUUCUUGAUCAUCUGCUGGUUCUCAAAAUGAUUUUUAUGGAUACAUUAAAGUACCUGCAGAGCAAAGAGUUCCUACCAGAUGUGGAUCCUGGCCUACUGUUUGCAAACCUGGAAGAAUUAAAUCAGGUGACUCUAAGUUUUGUAACCAGUUUAUUUAGCACCAUUGAAGAUCAUCUUCUCAGGCGAACACCCUCCCUUGAUUUCAUCGGUGUACUCACAAAGCAUUUCCAAGGCAACCUGUGCCAGAGCCACCAGAUAUACUGUCUGACUUAUACUUCUGCUAUUUUUUACUUGGAAAAACUGAAAAAAAGAGACGACUUUGGGACCUAUUUGAAAUGGUGCGAGCGGAAUAAAGAAUGUAAGCGACUCCGACUAGCUGAAAUGUUAGUUGCACCUUUACACAAGUUGACCCGCUAUCCCCUCCUGUUAAAGAACAUUUGGAAAAAUAUAGAGACAGCAGAGAAAGUUAUCAUUAAUUCACUUAAGGAAAAGGUGGAAACAUCAAUACGAGAUUUGGAAGGUAAAGUGAAAUGGCUGGAUAAUUUUCAGAAAUUUAAACAGCUUCAGGAAAUUAUAAUUUGGCCUUCACUUUGGGAUCAAGACAAAAGAUAUUUUGUUCCUGAGUCUCUCAAGUACAUGCUAAGAGAUAAUCCACAUGAAAACAUCUUGUCACCUACAAAGAGAUCACUUGUUGUUGAAGGGCGAUUGAUACUUGCAGAAUCCAUGAGAUUUACCGACGUCUAUCUGUUCUUGUUUGAUGAUUUGCUAUUGAUUACAAAACCUAACCGAUAUAAAAAGAAAUUUGACCUGAGUUUAACACCUGCUUGUUCUUUCUUCAGUCUGGAGUUACAAUCUUUGCUUGAAGAAGGUGGUAACUGCAUGGUACUUGGCCAGCCUAUUCCAUUAGAUAGAAUGAUGGUAAAAAAUAUUGAUUCAUUCCAUAUAGCAGCACUGGGACUACGAAAUGCUUUUCUAAUACAACAUGAAAAUAGAUAUCAACAGUGCAUAGGAGCCUAUUUACUUCAAGCACAAACAGAGGUAUCCAAGAAAACAUGGAUAUCCCAGAUGGAAACAACAAUCACCAACUAUAUAAGAAGAAAUAAUCUUUCAAAAGCUUCAUUUUUCAGUACACUUGCUGAAUCCUCUGAAAUUUAGCUGUAGCUUAUAAUGUUUUUACUUUUUUAAUGUUUUUCAAUUUUUAAAGAA